Molecule: messenger RNA, 528 nt
Organism: Prunus armeniaca (apricot)
Lineage: Eukaryota; Viridiplantae; Streptophyta; Magnoliopsida; Rosales; Rosaceae
Source: the annotation of a GenBank genome assembly
AUGGAAAGAUCAUACUUGGUUGCUUUCCUUGCUUACUGGUUAUGUAAAUUUGUAUUUUCCAAAAACAACGUCACUUUUAUCAGACCGGGGGUUUUCAAAGUUGCUCGUCGAAUAUCACACGGUGUAUCAUUUAGCCUAGCAGUUCCAGUAUUGGCCAGCAUUUACAAAGGGCAGAACGAUAUUUCUAGCGCAGAUGAUCUAGGAAAUUGCACAACUGUUCUUCCUUUACAUUAUGUGUAUGGGUGGUUGGGCAAAUACUUCGACACACACUUUACAUCAUCUUUCACGAAGUCUAUUCCUAUCAUGGCAAUGUUCUCAGGAAGAAUUUUUGAAAACUACCGAGUCAUCCAACCUUAUAGCCAGCACCGGUUUAGUAGACAGUUCUACUAUGUACAACAUCUGCUAGGAGAACUUAAAGAUGACAUCCAUAAUGGGACUGUGCAUCACUUUGAAUCAACGAAGUCAAAGACAGUUUCAACUGUAGGCAAGUCAUCGUCGCUAUCUCAGCCAAAAUCUUUUAAGUCUUAA